Spodoptera exigua (beet armyworm) is the source of this 293-nucleotide messenger RNA. The record is from the annotation of a GenBank genome assembly. Lineage: Eukaryota; Metazoa; Arthropoda; Insecta; Lepidoptera; Noctuidae.
AAAAUUCAAUAUUUUAAUAUUGAUCCAUAACAAACGCUUAAAAUGAUAAAAUACCGUCCUUAUGUCUAUGAAAUAAAGUUACUCUUACGAUUUGUUGUAAGCCGUUUAAGGUCAUGCCAUCCUGAUUCUAAAACAAACUUAUCAGAAUGGCUUAGGAGUGCAAGCAUGUUAAAAUUAGCGAAGUCAUUAAUAACUUGAAAUCUUGUGUCAUCUAACCCAAGUCAUAUGGUUUUGAUAAUGAAUUUUACAUUUAUCUCUUGGUCUCUUGUUUGUAUUCAACAAUUUUGGCCCCA